Messenger RNA from Rhea pennata, 535 nucleotides. RefSeq names its product cytochrome c oxidase subunit 6A1, mitochondrial. Gene Ontology annotation, cellular component: mitochondrial inner membrane. The coding region runs from base 40 to 366 and encodes 108 amino acids. Gene Ontology annotation, biological process: mitochondrial electron transport, cytochrome c to oxygen. The record is from RefSeq and is a predicted model, not a curated record. Lineage: Eukaryota; Metazoa; Chordata; Aves; Rheiformes; Rheidae. Gene Ontology annotation, molecular function: enzyme regulator activity. The transcript has 3 exons.
UGGGUUCCGGUUCCGGCGGGCGCCCCGGAGGCUGAGGGGAUGGCGGCGCUCGCGAGGGUCUCCCGGCUGCUGCUCGCCGCCGCCCCGCGCUCCCCGCCGGGGCGCCGCAUGUCGGCCGCGGCCCACGAGCCCGGCGGAGCCCGCCUGUGGAAGCUCCUGACCUUUGUGGUUGCUCUUCCCGGAGUUGGUGUCUGCAUGCUGAACUGCUACUUAAAAGCACAGCAUGAGCAUGAAAGACCCGAGUUUAUUCCUUAUGCUCACCUCCGGAUCAGGACCAAGCCUUUUCCCUGGGGUGAUGGGAACAAAACUCUAUUCCACAAUCCCCAUGUUAAUGCUCUCCCAACUGGUUAUGAAGACGAAAACUAAGUUCUUGACCACAGCCAAAACUUUGGCUCUUCCUGCAUUUGGACCAGAAUGUUCUAUGGGAACCAUCAUUUAAGAAACUCUGCAUUCCUUCUACUAUCAAGUUGAAUGGUGUUGUGACCUCUGUUAUGUACUUGUUUAGAGGUCCUUCAAAUAAAAACUCUUAACUUGA